CACACAGCAACCCCAAAAAUCAGUCAACAUGAAAUUCCUUAUCGUUUUCGUCGCUCUCUUCGCCAUUGCCUUGGCUGCUCCUCGUCCCGAUGUUGAAAUCGUCAAAUCCGAAGUCGAUGUAGAGCCCGAGGGUUAUGCCUUCAAUGUUGCCACCUCCGACGGUACAGCUCACGAAGAAAAUGGCAAAUUGAAGGAUGUUGGUACUGAUCACGAAGCCAUCGUUGUCCACGGUUCCUACACCUGGGUUGAUGAGAAGACUGGUCAAAAAUUCACCGUCACCUAUGUUGCCGAUGAAAAUGGUUUCCAACCCCAAGGUGAACAUUUGCCUGUUGCCUAA
Molecule: messenger RNA, 337 nt
Organism: Musca vetustissima
Lineage: Eukaryota; Metazoa; Arthropoda; Insecta; Diptera; Muscidae
Product: larval cuticle protein 65Ab1-like
Exons: 1
Coding region: 29-337 (102 amino acids)
Cellular component (GO): chitin-based extracellular matrix
Molecular function (GO): structural constituent of chitin-based larval cuticle
Source: RefSeq, a predicted model, not a curated record